Alosa alosa (allis shad) is the source of this 2004-nucleotide messenger RNA. It is a transcript of the gene rab3ab, whose product is annotated as RAB3A, member RAS oncogene family, b. The record is from RefSeq and is a predicted model, not a curated record. Bases 95 to 763 code for a protein of 222 amino acids. Gene Ontology annotation, cellular component: synaptic vesicle membrane; axon; synaptic vesicle. Gene Ontology annotation, molecular function: GTPase activity; GTP binding. Lineage: Eukaryota; Metazoa; Chordata; Actinopteri; Clupeiformes; Clupeidae. The transcript has 5 exons. Gene Ontology annotation, biological process: regulation of exocytosis; axonogenesis; protein secretion.
CCACUCGAAUCGUCAUUUGUCCGUCAAGUGACGAUAGUGUUUCUGCAGGUGCUCGACUAGGUGCAGCGUUGGCGCAUUUGGAGCUAAAAAAUAUAUGACGAUGGCCUCAGCAACAGAUGCCCGCUAUGGACAGAAGGAGUCUGCCGACCAGAACUUUGACUAUAUGUUCAAGAUCCUGAUCAUCGGUAACAGCAGCGUGGGUAAGACAAGCUUCCUGUUUCGCUACGCUGACGACUCGUUCACCCCAGCCUUCGUCAGCACAGUGGGAAUCGACUUCAAGGUGAAGACCAUCUACAGGAACGACAAGAGAAUCAAGCUGCAGAUCUGGGACACAGCCGGACAGGAGCGGUACAGGACCAUCACCACGGCCUACUACCGAGGAGCUAUGGGCUUUAUCCUCAUGUACGACAUCACCAAUGAGGAGUCCUUCAACGCCGUGCAGGACUGGUCGACACAGAUCAAAACGUACUCCUGGGACAACGCCCAGGUGCUGCUGGUGGGGAACAAGUGCGACAUGGAGGACGAGAGAGUGGUGGCUGCGGAGAGGGGCCGGCAACUCUCCGAACACCUGGGGUUUGAGUUCUUCGAGGCCAGUGCCAAAGACAACAUCAACGUGAAGCAGACCUUUGAGCGACUGGUGGACAUCAUCUGCGAGAAGAUGUCCGAGAGCCUGGACGCAGGGGACCCUGCCGUGACGGGGGCCAAACAGGGCCCCCAGCUGACCGAGCAGCCAGCGGCCCCACAUCAGGACUGUGCAUGCUAAAAACGACAACAACAACAACAACAACAAACAAACACUCCCAGUGUACACAGGCUCUCAUGCAUACAGCCAUGUAUAGGCACAUCCGCACACACACUAUCACACACACCAUCUCUGCCAGGCUCCCCCUCACCUUUCUCCCUUAGCUAGCGCGCGUCGAGCGGUAGCCGCCGGAAGAAAGAAACGCUUUCUUUCUAAUGUGCUCUUCGUCCCCGUCUGUGUCCCAUCUGCCCUGUUCUUUUUUAUCCUUUCAGAGAAAUAGCAAAUUCACUGCAUUCACUCGUCUUGCGUCAGCAUUCCUUGGCCUUUGUGGAAGACAAAGAAAGCCAUAUAUCUGAUUGGUUUGGUUUUUAAGGGUUAGUAAAUAUGGAGAAAACUGUGCUGAAAUUUAGACCAGUCAGUGGAAUAUGAUGCACAUUUUUAAUCGAGUUUCAUUCUUACUGCCUUUCAAGCACCUUCAGUUGGUUUUAGUUUUCUUUAAACUAUAUUUUUGUAUUUUUUGUGUGGUGGUUUGUGUGUGUGUGUGUGUGUGUGUGUGUAUGCGUGCGUGUUUCUUUAUUUCAGCUAAACUUGUGGCAUAGAAAAUAUGAACAAAUAGAUACCUAAAAUUAGAGAACACAUAUAUCUUUAUAUAUUUAUUUCAAGGUGUGUAUAUACAUUGUGUAUGUUAUAGAUGAGAUACAUCUCAAAUGAACUUUCAAAACAACAGUAAGUAACGUAAGACUAUGACUGGUUUUUGCAAGCUGUUUUUGCCACCAUAAUGACUACUACCAAAAAUCUUCAUAGUGCGAUACAUGCAGCUUUAUCAGAUAGGCUUACAAAGAUUAGCUGGAACAUAUUGACAAACAGAUGCAUCUAGCGAUGCAAAUUUGCAUGGGGAGAUAUCAAGAUUUUUCUGCAGUGUAAAAACCCUACUAAAUCUAAGAUCUGUAAAAGAAAAGGAUUUUUAUCUAUUUUAGCUCUUUCCAAUCAGGCUCAUCUCUGUAUGUGCUCACCAUCGCUAACGUGUGGUGUGUGGCCUCCGCUGAGCGAUCUGAGGGCUGGUGUGCUUGCUCCGUUGUGGUGACCGUUGUGGUGUCCUGCAGCGGCAUAAGUAAGAUGAAAAGCUAGAUUCCCUGUGUAUGUUUGAGAGAAUUGUUGGCAUGUUACUGGUUACUUUAUGUGCAUUACGACUUUUAUUUGCAAAUAUCAUUGAUUUGUGUCACCUUUGAGAUGCAAUACAUUAAAUGUUGUGUUUAAAUAAA